CACAGUAAAGCGCCUCUCUUCAUUAAGAGCGACAUAGGAAAUAUUUGCAUAUGUAGUAGUUAAUAUUAUAUAUAUGCAUAUACACUGUACAUUGUGAGAGGCUGCAUAUUUUCUUCUCAAUUUGGUGAAUAAUAUUGAAAAACUACACAAUAUUAUUUGAUUCCGAAAUGGGAGUCUGGACAUUGUUCGUUGUAGCAGUUGUAUUCACCGAUGUCGUCAUUGGUCAAAACACGAACGAGAGCGGCGGGCAGACACGAAUGGUGACAGGAGAUGUAAAUCAGUUUUGGCGAUUUAUACUAGACUCUAUGAGGACUCGGGGUUCCAAUUCCGGUCGGACAAGCUUCACUGUUGUUUAUGACCCAGCCGAUAGACGGACAACGGUCACCACUUCUAGUUUCUCAAGUAACAACGCUAGAGGCAAUAGUUCUCCUGAAAACGUUGGACUCGGCUCUGGUUUCCCAAGCAACACAGGAAGUGGUCUUGGUUUUCCUAGCAACACCGGAAGCGGGACGAGUUUACCUAGCAAUACCGGAAGCAGUUCAGGUUUCAGUACGGGUUUCACGGAUAAUUCUUUAGGUGGAUCCGGUUUCCCUGUAAACAGCGGCAGUACAGGAAUAACAACAGAAAAUGCAAAUGCACCUCCACCUCCUCCACCGCCCUCAUUACCUAAACCCUCAGUGCCCAAGUCGAAUCCGAUCGUCAAACGACCGACCGUCUCCAUGGAUAAUAUAUUGGGGAAUACCUGUACCAAUGAAUACAAGGCGUUAAAGGGACAUACACUAUGUAUGCGAGACGAUUCCCGUGUGCGGGUCAGUGGGGUAUCUGAAGUGGACAAGAAAAUGAUUACUGAUCUCCAUAACGAUUACCGGUCUAAAGUAGAACCUCCAGCCACCGACCUUGUCACUCUGAAAUGGGACGAACGCCUAGCAUCUGUGGCACAGAAAUGGGCAAAACAAUGUAAAGCUGGUCACGACAAAAUGAGGAAGAUUCCAUCGAUCGGGAUGUCAGUUGGUCAGAAUGUGGCAGGAGGGUACAAGACAUGGGAGGAGGCGGUCUUCCACUGGUAUGAUGAGAUUCGGAUGUGGAGGUACGGUGUAGACCCAGAUUCUUACCUCGGCUCCGGCGGCUGGAGAAAAAUCGGCCACUUUACUCAGAUGGUCCAGAACGCUACUUUCCUGGUUGGUUGUGGGUACGCUGAGUGUCGCCGUAGUCGUUAUACUCGUUACUAUGUCUGUGACUACGCAGCUGGUCAAUCAAACCUAGCCUUCCCAUAUACUGCAGCGCGUCCAGGAACCGGAGAAGGUCGAUGCUCCGCGUGCCCAAACACGUGCAACAAAGGCCAAUGCGAUUGCCAAGGACUUGUGUGUUUGAAUGGAGGGAAACUGGACCCUAAUUCAUGUACUUGCACAUGCACGAAACUGUACUCUGGAAGAUCAUGUGACAAGUUGGUUUGCCCUGCCAAGGACAAGUGGAUAUGCCGUCGAGACUGGCCAGAAAGCUACUGUAAACGGUUUACAAAUGUUCCCGAAGAAUGUCCUUACAUGUGUGGCAUUUGCAAAUCGGAUGUCCCAAGUACACCAGAGGUUUCGUACGUGUCCGCGUUUGGAUGUCGGUAUCAGGGCGUGAGGUCCACUCUAGCUGAAUGCAAGGCUUACGGAAGGGGCGGAGUUGACAUCCAUGCAUGCGCAACCGAGGGUGGGAAUAUCACAUGCAAUGACUGCGAUCGAUUUUACAACGUCAAGCGUGACAUGUGCCCAGUCAUGUGUGGAAUCUGUGAUCCUCAGUGUAACGGAAAAGAAUGUAGAAAUGGUGGAAAACUCGACACCGACACUUGCACGUGCGAAUGUCAGCCUCCCUAUGAAGGGGACAUGUGCGAAACAG
Pecten maximus is the source of this 1881-nucleotide messenger RNA. RefSeq lists its product as uncharacterized. Lineage: Eukaryota; Metazoa; Mollusca; Bivalvia; Pectinida; Pectinidae. The record is from RefSeq and is a predicted model, not a curated record.